UUGACCCCCAAUCAUCCACGGAGAUGUGAAAUCACCCAACAUACUAAUUGAUGAGGAUUACACCGCAAAAGUUGCCGAUUUUGGAGCUUCGACAUUGGCUCCAACAGAUGAAGCUCAAUUUGUCACAUUUGUCCAAGGGACUUAUGGUUAUCUCGAUCCAGAAUAUAUGCAGACCAGCAAGUUGACGAGCAAGAGUGAUGUAUACAGCUUCGGUGUUGUUCUGCUAGAGCUGCUUACAUCCAGGAAGGCGAUGAACCUUCAGGCACUUGACGAGGAGAAGAACCUCUCAUCACAUUUCCUCCUGGCCGUGAGCGAGAACAGGCUUUGUGAGAUACUGGACGAACAAAUAAAAGGUGAACAGAGUGUCGAGCUGAUCGAGCAGGUGGCGGAGCUGGCCAAGGAGUGCCUGGAGAUGGCUAGCGACAGGAGGCCCUGUAUGCGGGAAGUUGCAGAAGAGCUUGAUAGAGUCAGGAAACUGUUGCAGCAUCCCUGGGGUCAGCAGACUUCUGACGAGGAGAGAAAGGCCUUGCUUGUUGGGUCACCAAUCACGCGCCCUGAAAUAGAACUCAGUAAUGGGUAUGUUAGCCUCACAGAUUCAGCCUACUUGGGAGUUCAAUCCCCACGGUGAAGCCUUUCUUUUUUUUGCCGAGUUAUGUACUUAUGUUUGUGGUAAUACUGAUGGAUUCCGAUAUGUGUGGGUAAGUUCCUAAAUAAUGAGGCAUACGAAUAGAAUAUGGCCCAGUGAUUUUAGUCCA
Messenger RNA from Panicum virgatum (switchgrass), 755 nucleotides. RefSeq names its product putative wall-associated receptor kinase-like 16. NCBI's taxonomy places the organism in Eukaryota, Viridiplantae, Streptophyta, Magnoliopsida, Poales, Poaceae. Bases 167 to 628 code for a protein of 153 amino acids. Gene Ontology annotation, molecular function: ATP binding; protein serine/threonine kinase activity. The transcript has a single exon. The record is from RefSeq and is a predicted model, not a curated record. Gene Ontology annotation, biological process: protein phosphorylation; cell surface receptor signaling pathway. Gene Ontology annotation, cellular component: plasma membrane.